This is a messenger RNA of Maylandia zebra (zebra mbuna), 3581 nucleotides long. Its product is annotated as basic immunoglobulin-like variable motif-containing protein. Gene Ontology annotation, molecular function: DNA endonuclease activity; single-stranded DNA binding. NCBI's taxonomy places the organism in Eukaryota, Metazoa, Chordata, Actinopteri, Cichliformes, Cichlidae. Gene Ontology annotation, cellular component: nucleus. The record is from RefSeq and is a predicted model, not a curated record.
GUCCGAUGGACCUGCUCAGGAAGAGGCUGCGGGUCAGAAGGACGACGUUUGUUGCUUAUUUUCGGCUAUUUUCCACAUUUUUCGUGCUAAUGUGUGCGGCGAUUUGGUAGUUUGCUCUCAGCUUUAUCUUUUUCCGCCUCUCCGCCAAGGGUGGUCAUUACUGAAGAUUUUAUGAGUCUAUCUGUGAUGCUGAAAAUGACGGCUGGGCGUGUUUACGUCCGCUAACCAAAUUGGAUGUUUGUGGGUGAUCGCAGCAGCUUUACAGAGGUCACUUCUCCAUCAUCGCGUUCCGUCUCGUCCGGUUCUGUUGCCAGUCAGCUUAGCGGCCGCUCGAUGCCUAACACCUCAGAGGGUCAGGGAACAAACCUGUCUGGGUCUGCGGAGCCAUCAGGGCUGCAGCGGACCGCAGACAGGGAGGAGGAGCACAGCCUGAUUCGGUCCCUGGCCCGGGAUGCCGCGAGGGUGAGGCGGGCUUCUAGUGCUGAGCUCCACCUGCCGUGGACCUGCCCGGUCACACACUCCCGUGAGAAGUUCUACACAGUCUGCUCUGAUUAUGCCCUCUUAAACCAGGCUGCCUCCGUGUACUGCCCCCCAAACACAGGCAGGGACGCGCUCUCAAAGAAGCAGGAUGACGGAUCCCCACGUGUAAAGCCCAAACCCUCCACAGAGCUCAGUGCCGCACACACUGGAGGUUCCCGUGGGGGGGCAGGCGAGGACUGUGACAUGGAGGACGUGUCCAAGCCUAUUUUGGCCUGGGAGAUUGACACAGCAGACUUCAACACUGCAUAUACAAGGAAAAUAAGAGCAAGCAAUGGUAAGAAAUGCGGCGCUAAGAAGAUGAAGUCAUCCGACAGACCCAGCAGGAACCUGCAAGAUGUCCCUCCUCACGCCUCACUGGAGGAGAUCAAACAGAGGAAAGUGCUCGACCUCAGAAGAUGGUACUGCAUCAGUCGGCCACAGUAUAAGACGUCUUGUGGGAUCUCCUCGCUGGUUUCCUGCUGGAACUUCCUGUACAGCACGCUUGGCGCAGGAAAUCUGCCACCCAUCUCUCAGGAGGAAGCUCUGCAUAUUCUGGGGUUUCAGCCGCCGUUUGAAGAAAUCAAGUUUGGUCCCUUCACCGGCAACGCUACACUGAUGCGGUGGUUCAGACAAAUCAACGACAACUUCCGAGUGCGAGGUUGCUCCUAUAUUCUGUACAAACCACACGGAAAGCACAAGACAGCAGGAGAAACAGCUGAAGGAGCUCUGAUGAAACUGACACAAGGCCUGAAGGACGAAUCCAUGGCCUACAUUUACCACUGUCAGAACCACUACUUUUGCCCCGUGGGGUUCGAAGCCACGCCGCUCAAAGCAGCAAAGGCGUACAGGGGCGCUCUUCCCACUAACGAAAUGGAAUACUGGAUCUUAAUCGGGGAACCCAGCAGAAAACAUCCGGCUAUUCAUUGUAAAAAGUGGCUGGAUAUCGUGACUGACCUCAACACCCAAAAUCCAGAAUACCUGGACAUUCGCCACACAGAGAGGGGGAUUCAGCGCCGCAAAACCAAAAAGGUAGGUGGAAACCUGCACUGCAUCAUGGCCUUCCAGAGGGUCAACUGGCAGAAGCUUGGCCCCUGGGCGCUGAAUUUGGAAAACCUGCGGCACGACUUUCACCAAUCUGCCACGGAAAGGGCCCACGCGAGCGACGACAGCGAAGAGAGGACGUCAGCCAAGCGGAUGGCCCAGCUGGGACGCUCGCACAGCAUGGGAAGCCAGAAAGACACCAGCUGGAAACGCCUGUCCAACAGCACGGAGUACAGACAGCGCAGCUCGCCCGACAGCGACCUCGAAGAAGACAUCACAGACUGAAAGGUUCUUAGGGAUGAGCAGGAUGAGGACUGAGUAUCUAAACAGUAGUGAAGUUAUGAAGUUAAAGAAUAGGUCUGGGGUUUUCUGCAGUUUACUGUUAAUAAACGGCAUGAAAACACCAAAAUGCACUGUUAGUGAAGCGUUAGGACUCUUUAAAUGUCCAAAAACAGCUCAGAUACGUAGUUUCAUUUUUUUUUUAAAUCAUCUCCUAAAACUGCUCGAUGCAUCCAUUUCUUCUGCUUAUCCAAAGUCGGGUCACUUCUAGGCUCAGCAGGUUAUGCCAGAUAUCCUUUUUCCCAGUGACCUUUCCCGUUCCCCCUGCGGCAUCCCAAGGUGUUCCCAGUCAAAAUGAGAUAUGGGUCUGCUAGGGGGUCUCCUCCCAGUUAAAAACCUAUAGAGGGAAGUGACCAGGAAGCAGUUUUUAUUGAAUUUAUUGACAGUAGAAGCUUUACAGAAAUCACAAGAGUCUUUUUUGAAUAUUUAAGACUACCACAUGUUCAGCUCAUUUUAGUGCUUUGAAGCAGAUACUCUCUUUAGGGUGUUUUCACUUCUUGUUUGUCUCCUGUGGCCAUAUCCUUUUUCUUUGCUCACUUUGUCCUUUAGCAGUGAAGACAAGCAAUAUGGAGACAGCUGCUUCGCAAUCAUUACAGAGGCAGUUCCAUGACUGAUCCACAUGAAAUUUCUGGCCCAUGUAGCAUUGCGUGCAGCUUUCAGGUCAGCAGUAACUUGAAAUGGUUUUCCAGCCUUGUGUUUUCAGUCUGAAGCAGUAAACCGACAAACUAACGAAGUAAACUUUGAGGCCAUCAGUCGUCUGCGUCCUUCUAACCGGGGCGACAUUGAACCAGUUACAGUUAUUUCCUCUGGAAAAAGGUUGAGUGUUGAGUGAGUAAAAAUUCAGCAAUAAUUCUCAAAUACAUGUUUCCCAUGUAAAUCGUCCCAACUUUCUCUUUGUAACACUACGGCAAGUUUGGUUCUUCGGUCUGUGGAAAUGUGGAUUGGCAGCAGCCGAAUUUCUUCAAUAGCUCUGUGUUGUUGUGUCGAGACGCAGCAGAAGAACUGAAAUUAAUAAACUCAUUUGUAGCCACCUGUUGCGAAAAGCUCAAAUAUUUGACCAAUCAGAAAACGUGCAACACUUCUGCAGAAUAUCCCAGCAGAACGUUUUCUUCUAAUAGAAACAGGGAGGAUGCUUUGGUUUGCUGUAAUCAUUCCCGCAAGAGAUUUGGCCGCAGAUCAUAAAUGAAUAAAUCUAUAAAUAAUAAAUAAAAGGAGCUUUGAGAAGUCGGACCCACUCAAAGCAAACCUCACGGCGUUGCCGCUCAUCACAGACACGUUUCUGCAGGUUUAAUCUGAGCUGCACCGACACAUCCACUGUACAUUCUUUCAGACGCAGCUCAUCGUACAGGUACAGGAGGUGGGAUCGUUUCUCACCUGGCGUUCAGCGGCUCGUCCAGUUAAAGUAUCGUGAAAGCUGCUGGCGUUGUGUUGUGUUUCGUGAAAUCUCCGGGGGGACGGUAGACAAUCCUGGUGUUUAAACACAGGAGCUGUAGAAACUUUGGACACUCCGAGUGACACUCAUGGUUUAUUUCAGACACGAGCAGUUCCUUUACAUGUUUCUUUGCACCUUUUGUGGGUCCGUUUGUCUCUGACCCACACACACAGUCAUUGUGUACCUAAGUGGGUUUGAUGUAGUGGUUUAUUUAUUGACUUAUUUUACAAUAAAAUGGGAUUUUUAAGAA